AUGAAGUUCUUCGUGUACGUCAUCGCUGCUGUUGUCGCCAUCGUGUCUAGCCAAACCCUCAAGGGUCAGUCCCCCAUCGACUUGCCCGCCUCCGCCAAGCCCGUGGCCAACACCGGCAACUUCUCCGUCGUGCUCCACACGGCUUCGGCUGUGAUGUCACAUGAGGGCUACAUCGUCAAGGCCACGUGGUCGGGGGGCCCAGACUCGCACUUGACCCUCAACGGCAAGGUGUACAAGUCGCUGCAACUGCACCCCCACGCUCCCAGCGAACACACCCUCGGGGGCAAGCAGUACCCCUUUGAAGACAAGAACCUGGCCGUGGUCGGCAUCUUCUUUGACUUGGACCCCCAAGACAAGCCCAACCCGUUCUUGACUCAAGUGUUCAGCCAGUUUGACCAGUUGACCAAGCCUGGCGACAACUUUACGCUGGCGGCGCUCGACCCGUCGAGUCUCUAUAUGAGCGAAAGCAACGUCUUUCGGUACCCUGGCUCGCUCACCACGAAGCCGUUCACGGAAGGUGUCGAGUGGAACGUGUUGCAAAAGGUGCAUACACUGUCCAAGGCGCAAUUGAAGCAGUGGUCCAACGUCAUUCACCUCCCCAACGCUCGUGAACUCCAAGCCCUGAACGGACGCGUGGUUACCUUGCUGCGCAUGGAUUGCUAG
Messenger RNA from Aphanomyces astaci, 663 nucleotides. RefSeq lists its product as hypothetical. The record is from RefSeq and is a predicted model, not a curated record. Gene Ontology annotation, molecular function: carbonate dehydratase activity; zinc ion binding. The coding region runs from base 1 to 663 and encodes 220 amino acids. The transcript is spliced from 2 exons. NCBI's taxonomy places the organism in Eukaryota, Oomycota, Saprolegniomycetes, Saprolegniales, Verrucalvaceae.